Molecule: messenger RNA, 2531 nt
Organism: Callorhinchus milii (elephant shark)
Lineage: Eukaryota; Metazoa; Chordata; Chondrichthyes; Chimaeriformes; Callorhinchidae
Gene: rnaset2
Product: ribonuclease T2
Exons: 10
Coding region: 279-1040 (253 amino acids)
Biological process (GO): RNA catabolic process
Cellular component (GO): extracellular region
Molecular function (GO): ribonuclease T2 activity; RNA binding
Source: RefSeq, a predicted model, not a curated record
GGCUGCUGUCUUGGCCGCUGUGGGUGGCGGCUGAGCUGCGGGGCCCCGCGCAUGCGUUUGUGUGUGUGGCUGAGUCAGUGCUGUACAGAGAGAGAGAGAGAGAGCAGCACUCGGGCGGGAGAGGGACAGUGCAGGAAACACGAGAGAGAGAGAGACCGGGAUCCUGUUGCAAAGUUCAGGCAACUCCGCAAGAACCGACAUCAGGAACAGUAAUCCGAGUGAGUGGCAGUGAGGACCGGAUCCGGGCUCACACUCUCAGAGCUGCAAGCUGAAGUGAAAUGACUUCACAGAAUGGAAGUGGGAGAAGGGCACUGUGUGGCUGGCAUUUCCUGCCUCUGCUUAUUGUGUUCUUUCUGACUGAAACCUCUGACUGCAAGAGCCACCCAUGGAACUCAAUCAUACUCACUCAACACUGGCCUGAGUCUGUGUGUUUGGUGGAUAAGUGCAAAGAGCAUCCAAAGAUUGAUUACUGGACUGUACACGGGCUGUGGCCCAAAAAAUCAAUGAUGUGCAACAACUCCUGGCAUUUCAACAUCAAAAAUGUAGAGAAUAUUUUAGUUGAUCUGAAACACUUUUGGCCAGAUGUGCUCCAUCCCAAUGGCACGCAGUUGUGGAAGCAUGAAUGGCAGAAACAUGGAACCUGUGCAGCUCUGCGGGAACCCCUGAACUCCCAGGAGAAGUAUUUCAGUAAAGCUCUGGAACUGUACAAAAAGCUGGACUUGAACAGUGUUCUUGCAAAGUUUCACAUCGUACCAUCCGCAGAAUAUUAUAUGCUGGAGGAAAUUGAAAAUGCACUUCUGUCUACCUACGGGACAAUACCAAAGAUUCAGUGCAUUCAUCCCACUGAGGAAGGUUCGGUGCAAACACUGGGCCAGAUUGAACUCUGUUUCAACACAGACUUUCAGCUAUUGAACUGCACAGAAACUAUAUAUAACAAACUUAAUUUGGGAUCCAAUGGACAGCGCAGUGAAUAUUUGGAUCUAUCUGUGUGCAGUCAGGACCUUAAAAUCUAUUACCCUCCUGUAGAACACCGCAACUAACAGUGUACAUGCAGACUGGGCACUUUACAAGACAGGAAUUUAGUAUUAUUUCAUUUUCUCUUUCUAAAGUAAACAAAGGAUAAAAUACGUUCUGCACAGAAUAAAGACCAGUGCCCUGGUCUAUCUGCAUUUGUCAGCCAGACUCAGUUGGUAGCACACUCACCUCAGAAUCAGAAGGUUGUGAGCUUACAGCAUUCAUCUAUAAAUACAUACGUGACUCCACAGUGAAUCCUGUGAAGCAAAUUGAGAUGGCCUCCCAAGGAGCUAUUCCAAAUGUAAGAUUAUUAUAAAAUAAUCCAUUUGGAAUUUUUUUAAUAUUGCACGAUAACCAGUACUAACUUCUGUGUAAAUAAUUGUGAAAUUAAAUAUAUCCGAAUAGAUUUUACAGAAACUACAUCUUUUAAUUAAUGUCAAAGUAAUAAAUCAAUAUUUUCUGCACACCUUUAAGGUAUUUUAGCAUUCCUAGUAGAACAGGACUUGUUUUAAUUCUAAUUUGGUUGCAGGUUAAUCUUUGAUAGACAACUCACUUUUUAAUGUGCUAUGUGUAUUUUUAUUGUAUUUGUGCAUGUUAUAAUUUAAAUAUAUGUAGCUCCUAUUUGCAAAACUUGAAACACAAUUCAUAGUUCACUAUAUUUAUUCAGUGAAUUACAGUCAAUCAAAGCAAGUAAAAAAAUCAUUAAACUUUAAAAUGGCAUAUUUUAUAUCAGGUCUAAUUUAAAGUAUUUCAUAACAGGAUUCCUUAAGAAGACCCGUCAGCAAUUGCAACCCAAAGUAGAUCGCAUUUAGGGAAAGCUGGUUCUUGGCCGGAAUCCCUGUUCAUAUUCCUUAUUAAGAAAUGCUAUUAAGAAAUACAGCAAACUAGGCACCGUUGUGUAUGAUUAUUCCCAUCCCAUAAGGCAAAACUCCCUUAUUGAAAGUGAGAGACUUCGAGUGAGAUGUAUACCCAGUUUUCCUUUAGUUGCUUGGCACUGCAGGCAGGACUGACUAGUCUAUUCCUUCUGAGAAAGUGCAGACGAUCAAUGUACUACCAUUAGGGUGUUAUAACAAUAUCAAUUAGGAUCUAAUACCAUGCCUAUCUGCUUUGGAUGAUUUCAAAGUAGUGUAUUUGUUUUCUGCCCCCUCCCUCCUUUCUUUACUCUUGGAAAUACCCAUUUAAUUGCACAUUUGUAUUCCUAUCUCAGGUGCUGCUGCUAUCUGUGACUAUCAUGCAAGACUAUUGCUUUUCAAACCUUUUAACACAAAACCAAGAUUUUAAUAGUUGGACAAAGAGCAGUCAGCAGUUUCUAUUAGCAGCCAUUCAGAGAGGUGAGACAUCCUGCAGGAAUUCCAGCAUGUGGAGGCCAUCAGUAACUGCAAAUGUCUUAAGUGUUUAGGCUAUUCUUAGAUGAAGUCCUAUUGAUAAAUUGUUCAUAAAUAGACAUGCAAGACAUUCCACAUUUCACAAAUGUAAUUGCAAUCAAGUGUUUAAGUGAAUAAAUAGUUUAAAAGAAA